Messenger RNA from Phytophthora megakarya, 2988 nucleotides. The record is from the annotation of a GenBank genome assembly. Lineage: Eukaryota; Oomycota; Peronosporomycetes; Peronosporales; Peronosporaceae.
AUGAGUGAGAUUUCGGAAGUUGAAGAUGAAACAACUGACGGUCCAACAGGUGGACCUCAAAAAGUGCUGGAUAACCAAGACUCGGACGAAGAUGAGUUUUUCGACUCAAUUAGUGUCGACGAUGGUUUUCUAGAAGUUAACUUGGAGGACAUUCCAAGAGUGGAACCCGAGGAUGAUGUCUUUUCGGAUCUGCCGGUGUCGGUGAUGGCGUGUACUCCAGUGCAACAGCUUGAGCUAGAAUACGAACGUGUCAUGCAAUUAAAAGCUGAAGAAUUGAAUCUUGAACCCGCCGUUUAUAUUCAUGAAGGGAGCGAAACGUUAUCACAACUCCGGGAACAACUCGCUUUGCUUCCGGAUAUCAAAGAACUAUCUCCGAAAUGUGAUAUCGACUCGGCUGACGUUGGUGAAUCUGGAACGAGCACUCCAGAAGACGAGCGAAAAUUGCGAGCGGUCCUGAAGUAUCACCGAGUCAUCUUUCUGGGAGAUGGGAAUGCAGUUCCAGCUCCGGCGCGAGGUGUGACCUGUGAUUUGGAUGUCGGAGAAGCAAACCCCGUCGCUCAACGUCCCCGGUCUGUUGCACCACACUUAUCAAUCAAAGUGUAUAAAUUGCUGAAGAAACGUUUGGAAACCCGACUCGUCGAACAUUCAGAAUUAUCAUGGGCAUCUCCCAUUGUGAUUGUCCUCAAGAAAAAAUGGUGUGGAUAUCCGAAUGAUGUCAUGGGGUUCAUGAGUUUGGAUAUGGCUAGUGGAUUUUGGGCGAUCAAGAAGGCCGAACGAGCAAAGCUGAUAUCGGCGUUUAUCUGUCCAUUUGGACAUUUCCAAUGGACUCGCAUGCCAUUCGGACUCAAGAAUGCGCCACUGAUAUACCAGUCGGUUAUCAACAAUUAUCUGUGGGGAUUUGUGAGACUGCCUCUGCAAGAAGAAGCAGAAGUCGAUCAAGAUGUCUUAGAUUUUCUAGGUUUGGAUUCUACAGAUAAUCAAGAAUCUGAAAGUGGCGGUCCAAGAGACGAAGUGAAGGGACUCGCAGAUUCAAUGACUGUUUUCCAAAGGAACAUUCUCAUGCCUUCACAUAUUGGCCCAGUGCUAGGACGCAGUUCUUACAUUGAUGACAUUGCUCAUGGUGCGAAAAAAUGGGAUCAACUUUGUGAGGAUCUGGAUAUAUAUCGCGAGUUUGGGAAACAAUCGAUCCCCUAUCCGUCACAUGAAAUUAGUGCAGAAGGUAUCCGAGCGACCCCAAAUAUUGCGAAGGGUGUUACGGAUAUACCGUUCCCCAAAUCCCACAAAGAUACGUCAGGGAUGAGACCUUUCACGGCUCAUGAAUCUUUUGAACUGCUCAAAAGGAAAACCGUAGCGACGCCAAUGUUAAGACAUCCGGACAUCCAAACGCCAUUUGUGAUAAUUUGGCACGCGAACCGUUGGGCUGCUUGUGCAGUCGUAGGACAAGAAUACGAUGGAAAGAUACAACCUGUUCGGUACACGGGACGCUCUAAGUCGGCAGACGGGAGGUGUGUUCCUUGGGGAGUCAAGCUCUCACAUUGGGAUAUCGAAAUUCGAAAAGUCCAAAAGGAUGAAGACGGACUUGCAGCCAUCAUGGGUGCAGGGAUCACACCGCGAGAGCAUUUGGAUGAGGCCGUUGAAACAUUGAUCCCUCUGAAAGGUCAUGUUCGAAGGCCCCCAGUAGUGAGCGUUGAGAUGUUGGGAAGUGAUUUCCAAGGCGUCGUUCUGAGUUUCGACGGUGCCGCAAAACUUCUCCACUGGUUGUGUGUUAUGGCAACUACCCGGUUGGAAGCGAAGGGUUUCCUUUUGGAGAAUGUCACGGUAAACGAUGCCGAGUACCAUGGACGUCUCACAGGACUCGAGAUGGCAAUUGAAAUGAGGCUGCAAGAUCUGGUAGCAGUUGGGGAUUCGCGGAUUGUUAUCCAACAGGUCCAAGGACUGAUCAACUGCAAUCAACCGCAUCUCCAAACACAUCUUGCCAAAGUCGAGGUACUAAAAAAGAAGUUCGGAUCGUUACGUCUGGUCCAUCUGAAGCGGGAAAACAAUCAGGCUGCUGAUUAUUUGACUACAAAGACUUUGAUUCUUGAUGAGUCAUGGGACGUUACGGACACGGCCGAGAUUGCGCAUUUGGAACACGUGUCCAAAAUCGCAGAGAAACUCAUGAAGGUGGAAGACUCCGACAGGAAAUCCGGAGUUGAUCCAACUUAUGGGGAAAUUAUGUCGAGAGACGUCGAACAGCCUACUGCAGAGUCAGCUCCACUGACAAAAUCAGCCCGCGUGCUCGCAGCAGUAACGUGUUCCAGAAGCCAAGCCGAAUCUACUUCGAGGGACCAACCCAUGGACCCCUUGGAAUUUCAAGCUGAACGAUGGCGACGCAUCCGAGUGCAUCAGGAGGCAGAUGAGUACCUGUCGGAGAUUAAAGACUUUCUGAAGGAGGACUUCGAGAAGUUUUCGCCCAGAAGACUGAGGAAGGUCGCCAUAGUUGCCGACCUGUUUGUACUUGACACUAGAGAUGUGUUGUACCGACUAGCUCGGUCGACCCGUGGUCGCCCGCGUGACUUUCAGGAUGAACCCCGACUCGUCGUUCCAAAAGCACUCAGAGACGAUGUCUUACACUAUGGUCACGAUGAUGGUCACCAAGGCAUCACCAGGACCCAUAAGAGGUUAUGUUCAGAAUUCUAUUGGCCUGGCAUGUACGCGAAUGUAGAACAUUUUGUGAAGGAGUGCGUUGAUUGUGCGAGUGGAAAAGGAAAACCUCCAAACGCUGGACCAUCGCCUGGGAAUACUGAACCCCGACGACCGUUUGAAGUGGUUUCGAUGGACUUCGUGACGCACAUGCCGACGUCCGACCGAGGGAAUACGUUUUGGCUACUAUUCCAAGAUAUGUUUUCUGGAUAUAUGGUGUGCAAACCGAUGGAUUCAACCACCGCUCAGGAUGUCGCGGAAGCUUACGAGGAACGUGUAUUCCGGAAUUUGGAUCGAGGUCAAUGA